Messenger RNA from Bacillus rossius redtenbacheri, 2705 nucleotides. RefSeq names its product gamma-glutamylcyclotransferase-like. Bases 277 to 888 code for a protein of 203 amino acids. NCBI's taxonomy places the organism in Eukaryota, Metazoa, Arthropoda, Insecta, Phasmatodea, Bacillidae. The transcript has 5 exons. The record is from RefSeq and is a predicted model, not a curated record. Gene Ontology annotation, molecular function: gamma-glutamylcyclotransferase activity.
AGUCAGCGAGUAAAACGUUUCGCAAAUUUAAUUCUUUUUUCUAAUAAUUAAUUAUGUGCUUCCGGCUCCGGCACCGGAAUAUUGAUUGUCAUUGAUAGUUAUUUAACUAUUUAUUUACAUUUUUUGUGCUUACUUAAUUUUUCUUAUUAUUGCGUUUUAAAGUUCAACAUUCAUGUAAAUACUUGUCAAGUGAAACUGUUGCUUUGAUUUCGUUUGUUGUUGGUUGAAUAUCCAAUUGUUUGCGGUGUUUUUUUUAACCCAUUUCGAAUAGCCAAGAUGUUAGCAAUGUCAUUUUCUUUUACUAGUAAAUUACUGCUGUUCAUCUUGAAUAGCAACACAUGCGUAAUGGCAAGCAAAUUCCUGUAUUUUGCAUAUGGCAGCAAUCUACUGGCUCAGCGACUGCACAUUAAUAACCCGUCUGCAGUGCGGGUGGCGGCUGCUAAAUUAGAGAACUACCGCCUGGACUUUGGUACGGUCCCUUCCCGGUCGUGGGGCGGCACCCCUGCGACGAUAGUUCCGGACGACUCGGAGCACUGCUGGGGGGCUGUGUGGGAGAUCGACCUGGCAGACUUGCCCAGCUUAGACAGGCAGGAGGGAGUUGGCGAGGGCUUGUAUUUCCCUCGCAACGUGACGGUCACGUCUCUGGACGGAGAGAGAUAUCUGUGCCGCACCUACCAGCUGACGGAGACGCCCCCAGCUCUUGGAAGGAACCAAACACGCCCACUUGAAAGUCGGCCUUCCUACAUAUACUGGCAGGUUAUUAUACAAGGUGCUCGGGAGUCGGGAUUACCUCAAGAAUACAUUCAGAAACUGAAUAAUAUCCAGCACAAUGGAUAUAAUGGAACAGUAGCAAUACCAGUGCAGAUUUCCGAAAGCAGUGAGAAAUAGUAAACAACAUUGAUUUGGUGAAAAAGUGAUUGUUUAAAAUUGGAACUCUGGAACAGCGUUGGUUCAGGAGGGGCUCAGUCGUGUGAGGGUCUGUGAUAAUUUAGAAGUUAUUACUUGUUUUGACUCGGUGGCAUGCUGUGAUAAUUAUUUAGAUAUAAUUGUUGUAUGUUUAAACUCAGUGAGAUGCUAUGUGCCAUUCUAUACUAAAUAUAUUAGUUUGAUGUUUCAAUGCUAAGCAUUUUUCACAUAAACAGACAUUGGUUGGCUAGUUUUACAUUAUGUUUUUGCUUUAUUUUAUGUUGAUAGUUUAUUAUCUCUGCAUUCUUGGGUAUCAUCCUCGCAUGGUUAAAUAUGCCUUGUGACUGAAGGCAUAGAAUUCCAACUUUUUUUCUUCUUCCGAUUGCACAAUUAGCAUAUAAUUUUAGGCAGAACUUUGCCUACUAUAGUUACUAAAAGUAACAUUUUAUCAUAAAGAGUACACUCUGUAAGACACGCUCAUGUUUGGGUGAUUGGAAUCAUACCUUAUGUUUAUUUUUAUCACCUGUACUUGUUAUCCUGUGAUUUUUUUUAUCCAUAACAACCCUAACUGUUACUAUAUUUCUGUUUCCUUAGUAAACAAUAUUCCAUUUUCACUCAAUUGCUGUUUACGCACAACUGGCUGUCAUUUUACUCAGAACAUGCAUGCAAAUAAAAUACUUGUGCAAGAGUCAUGCAAAUGUGACCCUUGUUGAGCAGUGCAUUAGAUAAAAUUGGUAAACUUUAAGCAAUUUUUAUUUUUUUAUGGUUUUAAUUACCUAGGCUGUGUAAAUUACUUGUACUGACUAGUGGCACUGUAUAAAUUACUAGAUGGUGCAUUAAAAUACUCCUAAUUUUGGACUUCUCGUCUAAUCCAGCACACGUACCAGUGAGGUUCUACUACAAUAUUAACACAUAACAAAAGUAAAGAUUGAAAAUUCAGGCUCAGUGUGAUUUCUACAAAGAUUUGUAGGGUAUCUCUUGUAGAGUAUGAAGGUAUCAUUGUAUGAUCUAUCGUAACAGAAAAUAUACAUAUAUGUACCAUUUAUAAAAAAAAGUGUUUUGCCAAAAGGAAGUGAAACAAACAUUAUUUUUCUUAAUCUGGUUCACAAUGUUACUUCUAACUUAAUGCUGCACCAGUAAAUUGUACAGUAAAACCAUGUUAUAAUAUUUCUGCCUACAAUGUUUUCCUGUGUAUGUCAUAUUUUUAAAGUCCUAACAUUUUCCAAUUAGGACAGUGUAUUUAAUUCAUGUGUGUAACGUUUCAUGAAUUAUCCAUUUCCUGUUUAUAAUGUUUGUUUUCACACGUUCAAGAAAUGCAAAAAAAAAAAAAUUAAAACCUUUGUGUAUUCUAUAUAUCAGAGGUAGUACUUAUGCUUGCUGUUAUAUGUACUGAAACAUUAGUCUUGGAAACAAAAAUAACAAAUCUUUCCAUUUUUUCCAUUCUGGUGUUUUUAGUUUGCCAACUGUUUUAUAAUGGCAUAAAAAUCCAUAAAGCUUUUUAUAUUUCUUACAGAGUUAAAUUUAUUUCAUUUGUAGAUAGGAAUGUUCAAGUGGCAAAGUAAUUUGUCAUAGACAGGCAUUUCCACUCUAAAAUCUGAGACAAUCUUACAUAAAUGUGGCCUUGUCUGUAAAGACAAAGAAAAUAGAAGCUGGAAGCACUAUGAAGUUGGAGAAAAAUUGUUGGCGUGGUUUAAGCAAAUUUGAGCAUCGAGUGUACCUAUAAGUCGUUUUAACAUGAAUGUUGUUUAUAUAGCUUUAUAAGGCCAUUGGUAAAAAAUUAAAUACUGACAAAUGCUAAA